Panonychus citri (citrus red mite) is the source of this 749-nucleotide messenger RNA. RefSeq names its product histone H2A. Gene Ontology annotation, cellular component: nucleosome. The record is from RefSeq and is a predicted model, not a curated record. The transcript has a single exon. NCBI's taxonomy places the organism in Eukaryota, Metazoa, Arthropoda, Arachnida, Trombidiformes, Tetranychidae. Gene Ontology annotation, molecular function: protein heterodimerization activity; DNA binding; structural constituent of chromatin. Bases 115 to 489 code for a protein of 124 amino acids.
CUCAUUUUCAGCUGUUUGAAAUUUUGUUUCAUUUCUUUUUUGACAAUCAAAUUUAUUUUGUGUUUUCUUUUCUAUUUUCUAAUUUAAAUCAACUUAAUCAACUAAUAAUCUAAAAUGUCUGGACGAGGUAAAGGAGGAAAAGUUAAAUCAAAGGCAAAGUCUCGAUCAUCUCGAGCUGGUCUUCAAUUCCCAGUUGGUCGAAUUCAUCGACUUCUCCGAAAGGGAAAUUAUGCUGAACGAGUUGGUGCUGGUGCUCCAGUCUAUUUGGCUGCUGUUCUUGAAUACUUGGGUGCUGAAGUAUUGGAAUUGGCUGGUAAUGCUGCCAGAGAUAACAAGAAAACUCGUAUCAUCCCUCGUCAUCUUCAACUUGCCAUCAGAAAUGACGAAGAAUUGAACAAACUUCUUGCUGGUGUGACCAUUGCUCAAGGUGGUGUCUUGCCAAACAUUCAAGCUGUUCUCUUACCAAAGAAGAGUGACAAGAAAGCUUAAAUUAAUAUUCAUUCAUUCAUCUUUCUUCAUCUUCUCAGCUCUUCUCAUCUAUUUUCAUCUCCCUCAUCCCUUUCCUUUUUCAUCAUCAUCAUUAUGUUUAUCACAUAACCAAAAAACGGCCCUUUUCAGGGCCAAUUACAUUUAUGUGUAAAAAGAGUUUUUAUCCUUAUGCUUAUAUUGUUUCAGAAUGUAAACAAUUUGAUAAUCAUCUUAAUAUUUUGUUUAAUUGUAGUCAAAAUAAAAUACAAACUUAAUCUUAA